AUGAAAAUAUUUCUGCCGACUCUAGUCGCUGGAGAGAUUGAAUUUUUGAGCAGAUGCUCUGGAGAGCUGAAAAAUAGCUACGGUCGCUACAAAUUCUUCUCGAAAGCGAAAAAUUUCGAACAAGCAAAAGAAAAAUGCAUGAGUCUAGGGGAGGGCUGGAACUUGAUGAUCAUCAACACGAAACGAGAGCUAACGUAUCUCAAAGAAGUUCUGGUCGAUUCUUGCUGGGAAAAUAAAGCAUUCUUGUUGGGAUGGAAAGAGUUUGACACGAUUGCUCCUGGGUCACGUGGGCGACUUGAAACGGUCUUCGGAAAGGAGCCAGAAUGGGAGCCGAAAUGGGAUCGUGGUGAGCCGAAUGAAGAAGGCCAGGAAUGUGUGAUUUAUGAAAGUGGAAAAUUUCAUGAUUCUUUUUGCGCUGAAAAUUAUGCUUUUGCCUGCGAGCAGCAUAAUUUCAUCGAGUUUUGCGAGCCUGAAGCUAUUGAUCCUUCGGAUUUUGAAAACUAUUCAAUCUACGCGCCAGAAAAUCUUGAAGACGGGAGAAACUGGAACGAUGCCCGAGAUUACUGCAUUUCAAAAGGAGCUGGCUGGGAUCUGGCUGUGCCGAACUCAGAAGAAGAGUUCGAUCUUCUUGUCAAGGGAACGAAUUGCUCAAACAAGCGAUUUUGGCUUGGCGCGAAAUAUACCGCGAAUACGGAUGAAAUUGCAGUCGAUGAUGGAGUCUAUGAAGCAGUAGAUGGAUCGACCGAAAAAGAGAUUUUUAGAAGAUGGGAUACUCACACCAAUUGGCUUUCCUCGCCGCCGCAUAAUAGACCUGGGGAAACAGAAUGUCUCAGAAUGCGGGGUAAUUUGAUGAACACCAAAGAUUGCGAGACCGAUGGAAACAAGCUUCCUCAUGGCUGGAUUUGUGAAAGAAACUAA
Oikopleura dioica is the source of this 918-nucleotide messenger RNA. The record is from the annotation of a GenBank genome assembly. Lineage: Eukaryota; Metazoa; Chordata; Appendicularia; Copelata; Oikopleuridae.